ACCUUAGUUUCCUUUCUUUAUUCUCAAUUAUCAGUUUGUACCCAAUAGUAACAAACAACAAACAAGACCAACGCUAGUUUAGAAAAGAAGAUAAGGUCCUUAAUUUUUUGACUUGCUGAAAUUAAUGGAGAGCUCUAGCAUGGAAGCAGAAGCUUUGGAGAUAUUUGAGGUUGGUCCUUGUGAAGAUGCUUACACAAUGGGCUACAUGAUAGGCCAGAGGUUUUCAAACAAGAUAAAGAGCAGGUUGGCCAGAGACCUCAUUCUUCAAGACCAGCUCCUCCCUUUUGCUCAGACCCCAGAGUCACAGCCACUCAUUCAGUCUCUUACUGAAAAUCACCGGAGCAAGUUUCCAAGGUAUUGGGACGAGCUCGUAGGAACUGCAGAGGGAAGUGGUGUGCCAGUUCUUGAAAUAAUGAUGAUCAACUUUAGGAAGGAGAUUCUUCCAUUUCUUCCAAAGACGGUGAUGAAUUGCAAAAUAGAUACCCCGGAUGACUGCUCUGAUGUUCUUGUUGCUAGCGAUUCCAUGGCAAUUGUGGCUCACAAUGAGGAUGCAAAUGUUGCUCUGGUUGGCCAUACCUAUUUGGUAAAAGGAACUCUGUCAAAUGGGAUAUCAUUCAUUGCUUAUACAUAUGCCGGAGAGCUCCCUAGCUGUGCAUUCGGCAUCAACAGUCAUGGUCUGGCAUUUACGUUGAAUUCGGUACCCCCAUCUGAAAGUGAGAUUGUUCCUGGAGGCAUUGGGCGGAACUUUAUUUCACGAGACCUGCUUGAAGCAAAGAGCAUUAUUGAUGCAUUAUGUAGAAUUGAAUCAGCAGAAGUUUCUGCAGGACAUAGUUACAAUCUGAUUGAGACAAGGACACGAAGAAUUAUCAAUGUAGAAACUGCAUCAAAGAACCGGGUUUCAGUUUAUGAGGUUGGAGAAACACCAUUCUUCCAUGCAAACAUGUAUCUUCAUCUCCAGGUUAAUCAGGUACAUGAUGAAAAUUCAUUAACAAGGCAAAGGAAAGCAACUAUGCUACCUAAAGGCUCCAAAGAAGAUGUCCUGUCACUUCUAGGAGAUACAGACGAGCCAACAUACCCCAUCUACAUGACAGGUCCAACGCUUUACACUCUAUGCACAGCAGUGAUAGACCUCGAUGAACAAACCCUAUCAAUUGUUGAAGGAAACCCGAAAAAAGGAGAAAUCUCUCACAUCUUCUCUACGUGUUCAGAAGAUUUCAAGAUGCCAUAACAAAAGCUCAAAGUCUAGCUGCAUUCUUAAGGGUGUAGCAUCUGGAGCUCCUAUGCAGGUUCAUAGAGGCCUAAAAUGUGCCCAUCAAGACAGCGCAUUGCUGCAACCUGGACACAAAGAUUGUUACAUAAAUUUUUGACAAUUCAGAGAAUAAGUUAUGUCACAAUUGUUAUUCAUUA
Rosa chinensis is the source of this 1407-nucleotide messenger RNA. RefSeq lists its product as uncharacterized. Lineage: Eukaryota; Viridiplantae; Streptophyta; Magnoliopsida; Rosales; Rosaceae. The record is from RefSeq and is a predicted model, not a curated record. Bases 125 to 1228 code for a protein of 367 amino acids. The transcript has 7 exons.